AUGGCAAUAAUGGAUCUUGAUGAGUUGAAAGAUGAAUUCGAACAGCGCUUCAAUUGUUCUCCAAAAUAUAUUGUUCGUUGUCCAGGAAGAGUUAAUUUAAUUGGCGAACAUAUCGAUUACAGUGGUUAUGGUGUAUUACCAAUGGCAAUUAACGCUUCAACAUAUAUCUUAGCUUCAUUUCAUGAUGCUAAUGAAAUUGUGUUUCAAAAUAUCAAUACGGCAUUCAAAGCGCAUACAUACAAAUUUUCCGAUGAUUGGAUGGGUAGUGAGAAACCUGAAUGGUUUCAUUAUUUUUUAUGUGGUUGGAAAGGUAUAUUAAGGCGUUUGAAUGUGCCACCGAAAGGCAUGAAUGUAUUAGUUCAUGGUACCAUACCAACAGGUGCUGGUCUUUCUAGUUCCAGUUCUGUUGUAUGCGCUGCAGCACUUAUAACACUUGCACUGCAUUCCGGGCAAACUUUUGAUAUUAUCAACAAGAUAGAAUUUGCUGAAUUGUGUGCCGAAGUGGAGCGAUAUGUCGGUGUAGAGGGUGGCGGUAUGGAUCAAGCAAUUGAAGUUUUGGCUAGUGAAGGUUCUGCGAUGCUCAUUAACUUUAAUCCGCUCACAUUUUUACCAGUUACACUUCCCGAAAAUGCUCUUUUUGCUGUGAUUCAUUCCGGAGAAGCGCUUAAUAAAGCAGCUUCUUCUCAAUACAAUGAACGUGUUGUGGAGUGUCGUCUAGCAGCACAGAUUAUAGCAAAAAUCUCUGAAUUAAAAAACUGGGAAGAAAUCCGGACAUUAAGUGAAGUUGCACAACGGUUGCGAAAGACUGCUCAGGAAAUGAUUGCUGUAGUCGAGGAAGUGUUGCCCAAUCGUGUUUACACCAAGGAUAAUGCACUCAGCUUAUUAGAUAUAUCGAAUGAAAUUUUUAACGAAACAAUCCUUUCGGCCAACACUCAAUAUAUGAAAAUAUUUAAAUUGGCACAAAGAGCAAAACAUGUCUACAUGGAAGCUGAUCGAGUUCGUUUAUUUCAUGAAGCAUGUAAAAGUGGUAAUGUGAAAGAGAUGGGGAAAUUGAUGAACGAUAGCCAUUAUAGUUGUAAGGAACUAUUCGAGUGUUCCUGUGAUAAACUAGAUGAAGUGGUUGAAAACUGUUUGCAAAAUGGUGCAUUGGGUGCACGACUUACAGGAGCUGGUUGGGGUGGCUGUGCUGUUGCUAUUUUUGACACCAAACAACCAGAUAUGGAAGUAUUAUUUUGGAGUCGACCUGCUGGCGGUAUUCAGUUAAUCAAAUGCUAA
Messenger RNA from Cercopithifilaria johnstoni, 1275 nucleotides. The record is from the annotation of a GenBank genome assembly. Lineage: Eukaryota; Metazoa; Nematoda; Chromadorea; Rhabditida; Onchocercidae.